ACAAAACUACAAAGUUUUUGUCUUCUCGCGUUUCAGUCUACCUUCGGACUGGUGGUUCAUUGGCAACAUUGAAGUUAUGGCCGCGUUGCGUAGCUUGAAGGUUAUGAAUGUGUUAUUUGCAGAUGCACGCAGGACAGUUGGCAUCUUUUCUCCUAUUCGGACUUUCAGAACUGGUGUGAAGAUUUUAUCCCAGUCUGGAGACCACCAGGCUGCAGGUUUUUUUAGGCCUGUUGAAGAAAUCAUGUUGCCACCGAAUACAUUUAAGAAUAAGGUGGCAUUUAUCACAGGUGGAGGCACUGGUUUGGGAAAGAGGAUGACUAAGACCCUGUCCAGUUUGGGUGCACAGUGUGUAAUUGCCAGUAGAAAAAUUGACGUAUUACAGAAUUCAGCUGAAGAAAUUUCUCAAGAGACUGGAAACAAGGUUCAUGCAGUCCAGUGUGAUGUGAGAGAUCCGGCAUCUGUACAGGCUGCAGUAGAUGAACUAAUCCGAGUUGCAGGGCUUCCUGAUGUGGUAAUCAAUAAUGCUGCUGGCAAUUUCAUCUCUCCUACAGAAGCACUAUCUCCAAAUGCCUGGAGAACUAUAACAGAUAUAGUUUUAAAUGGCACAGCCUAUGUAACUCUUGAUAUUGGAAAACGUCUAAUUAAAGAGAAAAAAGGGGCAGCUUUCCUGGCAAUCACAACCAUCUAUGCAGAAAGUGGAUCAGGCUUUGUAGUUCCCAGUGCUUCUGCAAAAGCAGGAGUUGACGCUUUAUGCAAGUCACUUGCUGGUGAAUGGGGAAGAUAUGGAAUGAGAUUCAAUGUUAUCCAACCUGGACCAAUAAAAACAAAGGGUGCCUUUAGUCGUUUGGAUCCAACAGGAACAUUUGAAAAAUCAAUGGCUGACAGAAUACCAGUGGGACGUUUGGGGACACCUGGAGAAAUUGCAAACCUUGUUGCAUAUCUCUGUAGUGACUAUGCCAGCUGGGUUAAUGGAGCAGUAAUUAGAAUGGAUGGCGGAGAAUAUGUUUUUAUGGCUGGUGAAUUUAAUAACCUAAUAAAGGUAACCAAGGAACAGUGGACUUUAAUGGAAUCAUUGAUUAGACAAACUAAGGGAUCCUAGAUGGCAUUUGAAUGAAAAAUAAUGAGGAAUUUAGUGUCAAUGAAACUUUUCAUUAAAAAAAUGUAGGCAUUAUUUUGCAUUCAAUUCUUAUAAUGAAUUGCUUAUUAAAGUUUGUUGCAAAUAUUGGUCCCAUCUGGAGUAGAAGUGAAUCAGAGGAUGAUCUACAAUGUAUGUUGUCACAUCAAAUUCAUGAUGUGUUUCAAUGCAUCAAUUUCUGGAAAGAGUACAGUGACACAUUUAGAUGUUUCUUUACCCUGUUAUUUUUUUCUGACUUACUAAAUGAAGGUCCCAAUAGAUUAAAUCAUUGAAAUUUCUCAUUUUGAAAUAGUUUUGAAUAAUGAAGCAUAGAUUGACACUGUAUUCGUCCCUUCAGGGAAAUUCAGGAUGCUCAACUUUCCCUAAAAGCAGGGUUAAUUCCAUGACAGAAACUAGGAUAAGUUAAUAAAAAGGAAAUUAGAAGCCGCAAGUAUUUCUUUUGCAUCAUCUGAGAAUUUAUCUAAAUUUAAAUUCCAUCAUUUAUAUCCUUCAAAAUAACUUAAAACCAAAAGUAAAAUACAGAAAUAUAACUAACUUUCACUGGACCAAGGAGACUACAACAUAACUGUAAAAUUUGCUGAGUACAUUUUUGAAAUACUUAACUUCAGUAGUAUGAAACUUCAGCUUUUAUGGUUUACUGUUUUACAAGCAAAAUUGAACAAUAAUUUAUUAAAAAAAAAAAAAAAGUCAAGUCAAGAAAGUCAAAAUUCUGAGCUGUACACAUCUUAUGAUAUAUUCACACAAAGUCAUGUAAGAGUUCUGAGAUAUAAUUUUCUUAUUGUUUGGCUCCAAAAUAAUAUUAUUGCGUAGCAUAUUUUGGGAUUCUUACAUCCGUAAAAGUUAUGUUCAGUUCUGAUUGGUUUUUGUUUGAAAAGUUUACCACCUAGUCUUGAAUGAAGGACUUUGUUGGGGUUGCUUAAAUAUUUUGUAUCUGAAUAAGGAUACCUUGGAGGACUGGGGCAGAAUUGUCUUUGUACAUCAUGAGUUUGUACACAGAAAAUUUGUACGGUUUUAUGAGGAAUGUUAAAAUAUGGAUUCACAAAUCCAAAGUUGAAAACCAAACAAAUUCUAUCCAAAAUUGCAAUAUUGUAAAGAAAAGUCAAUUAUGAGAACUUGAAGUUAAACAUAAACAGGAGUCCCUUGCCUGAAGAACAAUGUUUCUUUUUGAACUGUAAUUAUCCAGUUACUUUUAGCUGAAUUACUAUAUGUUAAAAUCGUGGAUGGAUCAAAUAUCUGUUAAAGGAUAAAAUUUAUAGAACUUGAUAUAAUUACAUUGCACCUUGAUUAAACUUCUACUGUUCAUAAA
This is a messenger RNA of Polypterus senegalus (gray bichir), 2441 nucleotides long. It is a transcript of the gene decr1, whose product is annotated as 2,4-dienoyl CoA reductase 1, mitochondrial. Gene Ontology annotation, biological process: fatty acid beta-oxidation. Lineage: Eukaryota; Metazoa; Chordata; Cladistia; Polypteriformes; Polypteridae. Bases 77 to 1099 code for a protein of 340 amino acids. The record is from RefSeq and is a predicted model, not a curated record. The transcript is spliced from 10 exons. Gene Ontology annotation, molecular function: 2,4-dienoyl-CoA reductase (NADPH) activity. Gene Ontology annotation, cellular component: mitochondrion.